Molecule: messenger RNA, 4180 nt
Organism: Anarrhichthys ocellatus (wolf-eel)
Lineage: Eukaryota; Metazoa; Chordata; Actinopteri; Perciformes; Anarhichadidae
Gene: fmnl1a
Product: formin-like 1a
Exons: 24
Coding region: 440-3790 (1116 amino acids)
Biological process (GO): regulation of cell shape; cortical actin cytoskeleton organization; cell migration
Cellular component (GO): cytosol
Molecular function (GO): actin filament binding; small GTPase binding
Source: RefSeq, a predicted model, not a curated record
UGUGUCACACUCCCCUCUCCUUCCUCUCACAUGCAGCCCUGUAUACCAGAGGAGUUGUCGGUCAACAAGUGUAGAGAAUACCGGGUGACACUAAAGGUGGGGCUUUUCUUAGAGCCCAGCAGGCCCCCAGCAAGGCUGGUAACCUUCUUGUCAAAGGUGCUUGUAGACAGAGAGAGAUAAGUUGAUGCGAGGCCAGACAUGAGGACGAGCGACAUUCUUUCAUCACCCACCAUGUCCUCAGGACCAAGGCGGAUUCAGUAGACCAGGGUCUUGAUGUUCCUCUCCUUGAAGGCUCAAACACUUGGUUUGAUUUAGGCCUGCUUGUUCUUGUCAUUCAGAGUGAUCCCUUUUUUGUCACUCUGUUUUUGGAAUACACCGAUUUCUCAGGAGAAAAGGUUUGUGUAAAGCUUUCCUCCUGGAUUACUUGUGGAGAUUAGUGAUGGGGAAUGCGGCUGCCGGGAGCUUGGAGCAGGAACCGUCUGAGGGGCGAGAGGCCAGAAACUCAGUCGGAGGAGCUUCAGGAAUGAGUGACCCCACUCCGACCCUGCAGAAGAAGCAGCCGGCUCCCACUAAACUACCCAUGCCGCCAGAGGAGGAGCUGGAGGAGCGCUUCAACGUGGUGCUGAGCUACAUGAACUUGCCUCCAGACAAACUGCAGCUGUUGAGUCAGUAUGACAAUGAAAAGAAGUGGGAAUUAGUCUGUGAUCAGGAGCGUUUCCAGGUGAAGAGCCCACCGUCCACGUACCUGGCCAAGAUCAAGAGCUUCUACCAGGAUCAAGGAGGGGUGUCCCGCAGGCUGAAGAAAAGGAUUCAAGAUGCCACCAAGGUCCUCAAAGAUUUGGAGAUAUCGCUUCGCACCAAUCACAUCGGAUGGGCUCAAGAGUUUCUCAACGAGCAGAACAAAGGUUUGGAUAUCCUGGUGGAGUACCUGUCUCAUGCUCAAAGUGACGUCUCGUUUGAUAUGGAGAGUGUUGAAAAUGGUGGCAGCCUGUCAGAGAGAGGGAAACCAGCACAGAGGUCGAUGGAGGACUUGUCCAAAAGCUCCAGCGGCUCUCCGUCACAUGGGAUGACCAGAGCUGCUCGAGCUCUGACUGUCAGAAUAAGCUCCACUCUGGGGAACAAGAUGUAUAAGAAGUCCCAUUCAUCCAACCAGAGAGACGACGUGCAUGUGUGCAUUAUGUGCCUGCGAGCCAUCAUGAACUACCAGUCUGGCUUUAACCUGGUGAUGACUCACCCGCGCUGUGUGAACGAGAUCACCCUCAGUCUCAACAGCAGGAAUCCCAGGACCAAAGCCCUUGUGUUGGAGUUGCUGGCUGCCGUGUGUCUCGUCAGAGGCGGACAUGACAUCAUUCUGUCUGCUUUUGACAACUUGAAAGAGGUGAGCAAAGAGAAGAACCGCUUUGAGAAGUUGAUGGAGUACUUCAUCAACGAUGACUGCAACAUCGACUUCAUGGUGGCUUGCAUGCAGUUCAUCAACAUUGUGGUGCAUUCGGUGGAGAACAUGAACUUCCGUGUUCAUCUACAGUUUGAGUUCACGAACCACGGGUUGGACAAGUAUCUCAGGCGUCUGAAGCAAACAGAGAGCGAGAAGCUGCAGGUCCAGAUCCAGGCCUACCUGGACAACGUGUUGGAUGUCGGAGCCCUGCUGGAGGACGCUGAGAACAGAGGAGGGGUGCUGGAGCAUGUGGACGAACUGCAGGAGCACAACGUGCAGCUGAGUGCCCGGCUUCAGGAGGUCGAGACUCAGACUGCAGAGAGAAUGUCUGAACUUGAGACUCAGCUCAUGCAGGCGACCAAGGAGACCGAGCUGCUCAAAGAAAGCCUGCGAGAGUCCUGUUCCCAGGUCGGUGCCUUGCAGCAGAGAGAGCGGGAGCGGGAGCUGGACAGGGAGAGGGAGAAGGACAGGGAGCGUCUGAGCACCUUCCCCCCUCAGACGGCUUCAGAGCUGGAGCAGAAGGUCCAGGAGCUGCAGGACAAGGGGCUGAUCCGACUGGGACGCAGUCCCUCCGGAGGUCUGGACAUCCAGGUGGUGCCCGUCACGGUGGUCGAAUACGUCCAGGCCUCUGUCCCUGAUUCUGCUUCCCCAUCAGCCAGCCUUCCUGCCUCAGCCCCUCCACCACCUCCUCCACCUCCUCCUUCUGGUGGCCCAGGGUCGGUUGCCUCUCCUCCUCCUCCGCCUCCACCUCCACCACCGCCUCCUCUAGGAGGUUGCGGUGCUGUGCCCCCACCUCCUCCUCCGCCUCCUCCUGGAGGAGGUCCACCACCACCACCUCCCCCACCUGGUUCUGGACCCCCACCCCCACCUCCCCCGCCUGGUGCUGGACCGCCUCCUCCACCUGGUGCUGGACCGCCUCCACCGCCUGGAGCACCAGGCCCUCAAUCUGCGGUUAAGACCAAGAAGCCCAUUCAGACCAAGUUCAGGAUGCCAUUGUUAAACUGGCAGGCCUUAAAACCAAACCAGGUGACAGGCACCGUUUUCAACGACCUGGAUGACGAGAAGGUCUUAGAUGAGUUGAACAUGGAUAUGUUUGAGGAACACUUUAAGACCAGGGCCCAGGGAAAUACAACAGACCUGUCCAACAUCAAGAAGAAGGUGGUCCAGAAGGCCCCCAGCAAGACGACCCUGAUCGAAGCCAACAAGGCGAAGAAUCUGGCCAUCACUUUACGCAGAGGGGGAAUGAACCCGUCCGCUAUCUGCACCGCCAUAGAGACGUACGACCAGAAGACUUUGUCCAUAGACCUGCUGGAGAUACUCGUGCCCUUCAUACCAUCAGACUAUGAGAUGAAGCUGCUGCUCAACUAUGAGAAGGAUGGCCGCCCACUGGAGGAGCUGACUGACGAGGAUCAGUUCGUUUUACGCUUUGGGAAGAUUCCCCGUCUGAAGCAGCGAAUAAACACUUUCACUUUCAUGGGCAACUUCCCGGAUAUGGUCAAACGCAUUCAGCCGCAACUGAACUCCAUCAUCGCGGCGUCCAUGUCCAUCAAGUCUUCAACCAAACUGAAAAAGAUCUUAGAAAUCAUUCUCGCCUUUGGCAACUACAUGAACAGCAGUAAGAGGGGUGCAGCGUACGGGUUUCGGCUGCAGAGUCUGGAUCUUCUGUUGGAGACGAAGUCUACGGACCGCUCGCAGACGCUUCUUCACUUCAUCACCAGUAUCAUCCAGGAAAAAUACGCCGACUUGGCCGACUUCCACACCGAGAUCCACUUUGUGGACAAGGCAGCACUCGUAUCACUGGACGGCAUCCUUCAGGAUAUCCGCUCGUUAGAACGGGGAAUGGAAAUGACCAAAAAGGAGUUCCUGGUGCAGGACGACAGCCCCGUGUUGAAGGACUUCAUCAAAACCAACAGUGAGCAGCUGGAAACUUUGAUCAAAGACAGCAAGACGGCACAGGAGGCAUACGGCUCAGUGGUGGAGUAUUUCGGUGAGAACCCCAAAACCACGCAGCCUUCCAUGUUUUUCCCGACGUUUGGACGCUUGAUAAAGGCCUAUAAGGCGGCACAGCAACAGAUUGAGCAGAAAAAGAAAAUGGAGAAAAUGGAGAGUGAGAGCAGUGAGGAAAAGGUGUCCUCAUCUCCGAACAAGGCCGGGGUACAAAAGGGGCCCAUGAUGCCGAAGAUGGACCUGAUAGCAGAGCUGAAGAAGAGGCAGGUGAAACCUCAGGUACGCGAGGGGAAGGACGGCGCUCUGGAGGACAUCAUCACAGGUACGGUACCUCGACGCUUCCUGGAGGAGUCACGUGGUGGUGUUUCAGAUAAGGGUGCAGUAAGUUUGAUGUUGACGUACUGUUGAAAAGCUGCCGUCUUUGCUCUGCCUUUAGAUUUGAGGAACACACCGUACAGGCGAACAGAUGGUCGACGGCCAGCCCAGCGCCAGGACACUUGAGGCACUUCAGUUCCACGACUUUUUAAAAGCGUAACUGGAACCACAGAAUAACCCGCUUUAAAUGUGCUGUAUAUACAGUAUAUCCAAUAUAUACAAUUAACCAUGUGGCAGUGUGUAUUUGUUGUGUAAAUAGAAUUUGAAGUUGGAACUAUUUGUUAUUUUUUAAUGCUACAGCCAAUUUGAUUACAAACUUUGCCAAAAACAACGUAUUCUUGUGGCGCCUAACGACUUCGGAUGCUUUGAAUUCGUGCUGUUGUAUCCUAGUAAUUAAACCAAAAUCAUGACUUUAUUUCCAAA